This is a messenger RNA of Helianthus annuus (common sunflower), 1648 nucleotides long. RefSeq names its product vacuolar protein-sorting protein BRO1. The coding region runs from base 141 to 1406 and encodes 421 amino acids. The record is from RefSeq and is a predicted model, not a curated record. The transcript has 2 exons. NCBI's taxonomy places the organism in Eukaryota, Viridiplantae, Streptophyta, Magnoliopsida, Asterales, Asteraceae.
UUAUAUAUUCUGUACGUUGUAUCAUUCUUCAAUAACAACAAUAUACACAUUCACAUGGUAUCACAGCCAUUCCUUUCCUGAACACUUCUGCCGCACCUUUUAUUUUUUUUUUCUUCCUUCCUGUGUUUUACGAAGCACCCAUGGCUGACAAGCAGCCCUCUUCAGCCGAUAACCCCACAAAACCUCUACAUCCAGUAUACACAGUCACUAACAUACAAAACAAAGUUCGUGUCUUAGACGGCGACAAAGUCACCUACUCCGAUUGGGUGAAACUAUUCAAACUCCACGCCCUUGCCUACGAUGUUCUGUCCCAUAUUGAUGGCUCCGCACCACCGUCCUCAACUGAUCCGACUUACGAGUCGUGGUCGAAGAUUGACGCCAUUGUCCUACAAUGGAUACUUGGCACUUUAUCGGAUACUUACGUUAAACGUGUUAUUGAUAAUGUAGGUACAGCACAACAAGCGUGGGAUAGGCUUCACACGGUUUUCCUCAACAACAAAAAUGCACGUGCCGCCACUCUCGAGCAUGCCUUCACUACAACUACCAUGGCCUCCUGCUCGUCUCUCAAUGACUACUUCCAACGCAUGAAAGACCUCGCUGACCAACUCAAUGAUGUUGAUCACCCGGUAAGCGAAUCCCGUUUAGUCCUCCAGAUGGUUACCGGUUUACCGCAAGAGUACGACACUGUCGCCUCCUUUAUCACCCAAGCCGAAAAAUCUUGGGAUGAUGCCCGUGAUAUGAUUGAACGCGAACAGCGUCGCCAAGCCGCUAGGCAAUCUAUACACACGGCUCUCUCAAUUACCAAUGCUGCACCAAACCAAAACACACCUCCCACUCCAUCACCGAACCCGACCCCUCCUCCACCUUACCACCCCGCUCAAACCUAUGACACCCGCAACCACACUCAAUCCCAAAACCGUGGCCGAGGCCGUGGCCGAAGCUCCUACCGGGGCCGAGGUCGUGGUCGCUACCAAUUUUAUUCUCAAACUCAGCCAACAUACCAACACUUCCAGACCCAAAACCCACCACCCAAUUACCCUCCAUCACCUGCCCCAUAUCCUUGGUGGGCCGCUCCACCACCCUGUCCACAUCCGGCCCAGGCUCCAUGGGCUCCCACCUGGACCCGUCCAGCCCACAACACACACACUCAACCGACUGCCAACCCACCCCCGAACCACUCUGGCUACGGCCUCACCCAUCCAACCAUACCCUACACCUUUCCUGCCCCACCCGAGUACCAAACAAAUCCACCAGUGGACCCUCUCCAACCAACCGAACUUGGCACCGCUUUAUCCGCCUUAACUAUCAACUCACCAGUGCCAAUGUGGAAUAUGGAUACGGGUGCUUCUUCACAUCUCACCGCGGACCCAGGAUCUCAAGACUGGACAACCUCUUUCACGCCAUGAUAGCACCGGUGACCUUUACCCAUUCACCCCACCUCGUCAAGUCCUUUUAGUAGCUGAAUCAAAUAAGUGGCACGAUCGUCUUGGACAUCCUGGCACACAAGUUUUAAAAUUUCUUUCUAGCAUUUUUCAUAUUCCUUGUAAUGAACAAUCGUUUGGUUUUUGUGACUCUUGCCAUUUAUCUAACAGUAAACGGCUUUCUUUUGUUGGUUCAAAUUCCUUUACAUAUGCUCCAUUUGAUAUAA